This is a messenger RNA of Alternaria infectoria, 1050 nucleotides long. RefSeq lists its product as uncharacterized. NCBI's taxonomy places the organism in Eukaryota, Fungi, Ascomycota, Dothideomycetes, Pleosporales, Pleosporaceae. Bases 1 to 1050 code for a protein of 349 amino acids. The transcript has a single exon. The record is from RefSeq and is a predicted model, not a curated record.
AUGCACCUCCGCAAAAUCCCCUACUCCCUCGUCUUAACCGACACCGCCGCCAUAGCCGCCAACACCGACUCCUCUAACCCAUCAUCCCGCUCCCAACGCUUCAGCACCGCCCACCACCACCUCUCAGAAAUAAUCCCCGUCGUCCCCUCAAACCCACAUUUCACGCACGAAACACCACCCUGGACACCCUACGGCUACACACUCUGGCACCCCUUAAUCGCCUCCUCCCAAAACCUGUCCGAAUACCACGAAAUACUCCUCCCUAGUUUCCUCUACGAAGACCUACUACGCUGCCACAGCGCGUGGGUAUCGACAUCCCGCAUCCCCACCUCCCUCCUCAACGACGUCGUCGAAACACUGCUCUGCACUAAAUCAGGCAAGAAACUCGCUGGUCUCUUAGAUGGAAAGCGGCAAUGGUUCAUCCGCCUUGAUCAGAUGUCGCCCAAAGACUCGCUCAUGGGAGGCAAGCUUCCUAGCUCGACCUGCGAAGACGUCAUCACAAAGAUCUGUUCUAGUAUGCGCGCGUACGGCUGUCUGACACGCGAGUUUGAAGACGCGAGGAAGGACGGGAGGGAGAUGGAGAUUAAACUCGUGUUGAAUCCGUGGGAUGAGGGUAUGGAUGCCGGAAAGGAGUUUCGUGUGUUCGUUCCGCCGCCGGCUGCGAAGACCGGACGAGAGGUAACCACGGCGGAGUUUGAGAUUAGUGCGAUCAGUCAAUAUAGGUGGCCGAUGGGGUUUGAAGCGCCGUGGGGGUUCAACUUGGAGCGAACUGUUGAGCUGGUUGAUGUGGGGGCGAAGAAGGUGUUGGAGGAUAUUGUGACGUACGCAGAGAAAGAGUUGAGUGAGGAGAUCACGGGAUUGCUGCUGAGGUAUGGGUUUAGUUAUGAUGUUGCGCUACAGCAAGAUGGGAGUGUGCAGUUGGUGGAGAUCAAUCCUUUUGGCGCGCUGUCCGGGUGUGGAGCUUGUUUGUUCAAUUGGGUUUUGGAUGGAAAGGUGCUGUAUGGGUUGGAGGAGCCGGAGUUCACUGUGACGGUGGAGGAAGAAGGAUAG